AUGAAAGAUAAACAAACUAUACCUAUCCUUAUUUGUAAAAAUAUGCUCGGUGGAGAAUCUCCUUUCGAUUUAUCAAUUAAUAAUCAUCAGCAAAAGAUAAUUAAUCUUAUACUUUCAACGAUUCUAAAAUACUAGGACCACAUACUGUUUAACGAGCUGGUAGAUAAAAAUCUAUGCGAAUUAAUCAAACAAUAAAUAGACUUAUAGGAAUAUUUUGAAAGUAAUCUUCCCAACUAUGAUAUCAUUGAUCAAUAAUUCUUAAGUCAACAUAAUGACGAAUAAGAAUUGAUUAAAGGUAUAAAUCUGGAUCAUCCUAAAGAUGUACUCUAAAAGUAUUAUGAAUUAUUUGGUAAAGAAUUGGUUGAUUCAUAAGAAGAAAGUGACUCUGUUGUGUCUAUUGAAUAUCAUUUGAUCAACUUGCCAGUCACUUUACAAUCUAAUCCUCAAGAGAUAAUGAAGGUGUUAAGUGAGUCUGAAAGGCCAGAUUAUUUCGAAAAUAAGGUAAUCUAAAGUAUAAUCAAGUUUAAAUGGAAUGAAUACACAAAGUCAUUCUAUUAGAACAGGUUCUAUACUUACUUGAUAUUUAUGGCAUCUUUUAUUUUUGAUAUCUUCUACUCAACUUAUGCUUUUGCAAUAGAAAUUGAUAAAAAUUUACAAGGUUAGAAGAUUGAAGACUUGGAAACUUAAAAUUUGCUCAAGAUUUCAACUAAAGUUAUAUGCUCUAUUGUUCUUUUCUAUUUCUUGACCUACGAGAUAAAUUAAAUCAGAGUUUAAGGAAAAAACUACUUUAAAGAUGGAUGGAAUUAUUUCGAUUUUUCUCAUAUUUUGGCUUUCACAUUAUAUUGCAUUUUAGACUUUACUAGUGAAAACCAAGAGAGUCUAAUCUUGAUAAAAAUUCUUGUAAUUGUCUUAUCUUUCAUGAAGCUAUUCUUCUUUUUGAGAAUUUAUGAUGGCUUCAGCUUCUUAGUUUAAAUGAUGGCUGGAGUCUUCAAGGACUUAAAAUAUUUCUUGAUAUUUUUCCUAAUUUUCAUCCUAUAGUUUGGAAUGAUAUUCUUAAAUCUCAUCUGGUGA
Molecule: messenger RNA, 1071 nt
Organism: Stylonychia lemnae
Lineage: Eukaryota; Ciliophora; Spirotrichea; Sporadotrichida; Oxytrichidae
Source: the annotation of a GenBank genome assembly